Messenger RNA from Loa loa (African eye worm), 351 nucleotides. RefSeq lists its product as hypothetical. The transcript has 4 exons. The record is from RefSeq and is a predicted model, not a curated record. Lineage: Eukaryota; Metazoa; Nematoda; Chromadorea; Rhabditida; Onchocercidae. Bases 1 to 351 code for a protein of 116 amino acids.
AUGUGCGGUAUUGGUACUGAUAACUCCAGAGUGGAAGAACAUCGUACAGUGGAAAUGCUGAAAACUCCAUUGUAUGAAAUCGGACUAAUGAUUAAACUUAUUGUAUUAGAUUUUCUGACCAAAGGAAUCGAUCCACCAUCGAUCGAUUCUAUUAUUGAAGCUGAAAUAUUCCUUCCUACUUUGGGUUCAAACAAUGAAUUAACUAAACUUGGUUAUACUUUAGCUCGACUUCCUGUUGAACCACGUCAUCAUUUACAAUAUCGUACAUCCAACACAGUCAUCGGCUUCAAAAUUGAAUGGCUAGAAAACUGUCUUAUUAGUAGUAUUUGCUUUCUAAUAGCCGCUUCUUAG